Cervus elaphus (red deer) is the source of this 1956-nucleotide messenger RNA. It is a transcript of the gene RAD51B, whose product is annotated as RAD51 paralog B. Gene Ontology annotation, cellular component: Rad51B-Rad51C-Rad51D-XRCC2 complex. Gene Ontology annotation, molecular function: DNA binding; ATP binding; ATP-dependent DNA damage sensor activity. The transcript has 11 exons. The coding region runs from base 98 to 1192 and encodes 364 amino acids. NCBI's taxonomy places the organism in Eukaryota, Metazoa, Chordata, Mammalia, Artiodactyla, Cervidae. Gene Ontology annotation, biological process: double-strand break repair via homologous recombination. The record is from RefSeq and is a predicted model, not a curated record.
UUCCCCAGUGUGACGACCCAACCAGCGCUUCGGUUGUUGCUUUUCAUCACUUUCCGCGGGGAAGUGUGUAAGGGAUAGGGGAAACUUUGAAAGUUGGAUGCUGCAGAACCCGGUUCUUUUUCUUGCUGCAUCUGGAGGCAUGGGUAGCAAGAAACUAAGACGAGUGGGUUUAUCACAAGAGCUGUGUGACCGUCUGAACAGACAUCAUAUCGUUACCUGUCAGGACUUUCUAUGUCUUUCUCCACUGGAGCUUAUGAAGAUGACUGGCCUUAGUUAUCAAGGUGUCCAUGAACUUCUGUGUGUGGUUAGCAGGGCCUGUGCACCACAGAUGCAAACGGCUUAUGAGAUAAAGACACAGAGGUGUGCUGCUCACUCAUCUGCAUUUUUGUCUACAACCCUGUCUGCUUUGGAUGAAGCCCUGCAUGGUGGUGUAGCUUGUGGAUCCCUCACAGAGAUUACAGGUCCCCCAGGUUGUGGAAAAACUCAGUUUUGUAUAAUGAUGAGCAUUUUGGCUACAUUACCUACCAACAUGGGAGGAUUAGAAGGAGCUGUUGUGUACAUUGACACAGAGUCAGCAUUUAGUGCUGAAAGACUAGUUGAGAUAGCAGAAUCUCGUUUUCCCAGAUAUUUUGACACUGAAGAAAAACUACUUUUGACAAGCAGUAAAGUUCAUCUUUAUCGGGAACUCAGCUGUGAUGAAGUUCUACAAAGGAUUGAAUCCUUGGAAGAAGAAAUUAUUUCAAAAGGAGUUAAACUUGUGAUUGUUGACUCUGUUGCGUCUGUGGUAAGAAAGGAGUUUGAUACACAGCUUCAGGGCAACAUGAGAGAAAGGAACAAGUUCUUGGCAAGAGAAGCAGCCUCUUUGAAGUAUUUGGCUGAGGAAUUUUCAAUCCCAGUUAUCUUGACGAAUCAGAUUACAACCCAUCUGAGCAGAGCCCUAGCUUCUCAGGCAGACCUGGUGUCUCCAGCUGAUGAUUUGUCCCUGUCUGAAGGCACUUCUGGAUCUAGCUGUUUGACGGCUGCGCUAGGGAACACCUGGAGUCACAGUGUGAACACCCGGCUGAUUCUCCAGUACCUUGGUUCAGAGAGAAGACAGAUUCUCAUUGCCAAGUCCCCUCUGGCACCCUUCACCGCCUUUGUCUACACCAUCGAGAAGGAAGGCCUGGUUCUUCAAGACCAACAGAGGCCAUAGGGACACUAUGACCUUUGUCUCGAGCUGAUGGGGGCGUGAUUUGUGAAAUGAAACAGGACCCGGCUGCUUGGAAGAAGGAAACGGAAGCCAACAUAAUGGGGAUUAAUUAGUUGAUUGCUGUUGAGAUGGUAACAGAUUUGCCCCCCCCCACAACCCUUUACCAUUGAGCCAGCCAUCUCAGACCUAGCAGGGAAGGUGAAGAUGAAGAGGCCUUUGUUCAGGUCUCUAGAUGCUUGGGGCUCAAGGCUUUGCCGCCAUGGGAUGGCAACAGCCAUAAUAAUAAUUUGCACUUAUAUAGCACCUUUCAACCAGGCACCUCAAAGCGGUUUAACCACAUUAAUUAAUUAAAGCCCACAAUCCCCCUGGGGAGAAGAAGAGGAUGACUAACAGGAUUUGUAAUUACAGGGGGAACAUUUCCGAAUAAAGUAUUGUCCACCAAAUAAAAAGAGUAGGUGUAAAGGAAUUGGGGUCUCCAAAGAGUAACUGAUUCAGAAAUGAAGUCUUGGAGGAUGGGGAGGCUGAGGGAGGGCAUGGGCGUGGGGGUCUGCUCUUGUGUCAGAGGGAGGUCAGUGGGCUCAGAAUUCAUUGACAGGUUCGGAUCCAACUGAGAAGCGGGACACGUAUGGUAUUAGUGGUAUUUGGAAGGUCAUUAGCGGUACAUGUAUUGUGGUGUAAAUUCAAGUUUCACUGGUAUAUUGUAUAGAGCCCUGCAGAACAAAGAGUGAGAUUCAUGCAGUGUUUAAUAAAGGAUGAAAUGAUUUCUU